CGGGCACAGGGGGCGCUGUCCGCCUCCUAAUGGCACAAUAGUUUUGCUCUCGAAUUUUGGAGAGGACGAGGGCGGGUCAAAGCUCUGUGGCCUGGAUGGGGCCCGUCCCCAGGGCUGGUGCUCGCGGGUCCUGGGGGCGGUCCGAAGGGAAAGGGGGCGCACGCCUAACUUCCAACCAGCCCGUCACAGCAGCAGGGGAGCGGGGAGCGCUCCCUGAGCUGGUGCACCGCCGGGUUGGACGGGUCCUGCUCGCAAUCAGAUGUUCUCAUCCCAACGGCCGGCCCGUCGAAGUCCCCAUCUCAGAGGGUUGUUCUUGUGAGGCUCCAAAAGAGCCAGUCUAGACCUAAUGGCGGAGCCGGUCCGCCUGGGCCGGAAGCGCCCGCUGCCGGUUUGCCCCAACCCUCUCUUCGUUCAGUGGCUGACCGAGUGGCGAGACGAGGCAGCCAGCAGAGGGCGUCACACGCGCUUCGUGUUUCAGAAGGCGCUGCGCUCCCUUCGUCGGUACCCGCUACCACUGCGCAGCGGGAAAGAAGCGAAGAUCCUCCAGCACUUCGGAGACAGGCUCUGCCGGAUGCUGGACGAGCGGCUGAAGCAGCACCUGGCAUCGGGCGGGGACCAUGCCCCCAGCCCACCAUCUGCAAAGAAGAAUGAAGCCAGCGAAGGACCACCUGCUCAAGUCCAGGACUCUUCCACGCCAGUUCCCGCCCAGCCUCAAGCAGGGAGCACUAGUGCUGGCUAUUGGCCAGCUCAGAACUCAGGUGCGCGUGAGAUCCUGCUGCAGCUCUACAGGGAGCACCUGAUAAGCAGUCAGAAUCCUGAUGGCCACGGCUUCCUAAUGAAGGAGGAGCUGCUGCAGAAAUGUGCCCAGAAGGCCCCCAGGGUAGUUCCUGGAAGUUCAAGACCCUGGCCUGCCCUUCGAGGCCUCCUUCACAGGAACCUCGUCCUCAGAACACACCGGCCAGCCAGGUAUGCACUGACACCAGAGGGCCUGGAGCUGGCCCAGAAGCUGGCCAGCUCAGAAGGCCCGAGCACUCUGAACACUGGGAUUAGGCCAGAGGAGCCCCGUGGAGAGGAGUCAGCAGUUCCAGAAGCUGCCUUGUCAGAACCUGGCGGCACCAGUGAGGGGGCCGUGCAGCAGCAACCACUGGAGCUGAGGCCGGGCGAGUACAAGGUGCUGCUGUGUGUGGAUAUUGGCGAAACCAGAGGGGCAGGGCACAGGCCAGAAAUGCUCCGAGAGCUGCAGCGGCUGCAUGUGCCCCACACCGUUCGCAAGCUGCAUGUGGGGGACUUUGUGUGGGUGGCCCAGGAGACCAGGCCUGGAGACUCAGCAAGACCUGGGGAGUUAGUCCUGGACCACAUUGUGGAACGCAAGCGGCUAGAUGACCUAUGCAGCAGCAUCAUCGAUGGCCGCUUCCGAGAGCAGAAGUUCCGCCUGAAGCGCUGUGGCCUGGGGCACCGGGUAUACUUGGUGGAGGAACAUGGAUCUGUCCACAACCUCAGCCUUCCUGAGAGUACAUUGUUGCAGGCUGUCACAAACACACAGGUCAUUGAUGGCUUCUUUGUGAAGCGUACCAUGGAUAUUAAGGAGUCAGCUGGCUAUCUGGCCCUUUUGACGAAGGGCCUGGAAAGACUGUACCAGGGCCGCACCCUGCGCAGCCGCCCCUGGGGAACCCCGGGGGCUGCUGAACCAGGAGCAGAGCCUUCCACCAAUCCUCUCUGCUCGCUCCUCACCUUCAGUGACUUCAAUGCAGAAGCUGUCAAGAAUAAGGCCCAGUCUGUGCGAGAAGUAUUUGCCCGGCAGCUGAUGCAGGUGCGUGGACUGAGUGGGGAGAAGGCAGCAGCCCUGGUGGAUCGAUACAGCACUCCCGCCAGCCUCCUGGCUGCUUACGAUGCCUGUGCCACCCCUAAGGAGCAGGAGAUGCUGCUGAGCACCAUCAAGUGUGGGCGUCUGCAGAGAAACCUGGGACCUGCUCUAAGCAGGACCCUGUACCAGCUGUACUGCAGCCACGGCCCUCUGACCUGAGCGACACCGGGAGACACAGCCCCGCACCCAUCUGCACCUCCACCAAGGCUUGCUAGCUUUCUAACUGGGAUCCUUCAGCUAUAAUAAAAAUGUAAAUGUU
This is a messenger RNA of Psammomys obesus (fat sand rat), 2123 nucleotides long. It is a transcript of the gene Mus81, whose product is annotated as MUS81 structure-specific endonuclease subunit. The coding region runs from base 347 to 2023 and encodes 558 amino acids. The transcript has 16 exons. The record is from RefSeq and is a predicted model, not a curated record. Gene Ontology annotation, molecular function: DNA binding; crossover junction DNA endonuclease activity; 3'-flap endonuclease activity. Gene Ontology annotation, cellular component: nucleus; Holliday junction resolvase complex. NCBI's taxonomy places the organism in Eukaryota, Metazoa, Chordata, Mammalia, Rodentia, Muridae. Gene Ontology annotation, biological process: double-strand break repair via break-induced replication; resolution of meiotic recombination intermediates; mitotic intra-S DNA damage checkpoint signaling.